AUGGCCUUUGAGUUGACCUACCGCUUGACCUUCAUCGACACCGUGGAGGCUCCGGCCAUUGGAGCCUUGCCUCGUUCCCGCAGCUUGCCAGUUUUGGGCAGCGCCCCAACUGCAGAUGAGGAGGUUCAAUACCAGGCCUAUGUGAGUCAGCUCUCGCAGCAGAUGGCUGAACGAGAUUUGGCUCUCGUGGCUGAGCAACCAGAAGUGGCUGAAGCCGAGAAUGACGCGACGAAGUCAGAAGAAGUAGAACCAGGACCUCCAAGUCUUGGCAGCAUCGGUCAUGAGUGGGGUUUGUGUCGACGCCCUUGCAUUUACCACCUUUCUUGCGGUACUUGCACCAAGGGAGCAGAUUGCGGCUUUUGCCACAUGCCUCAUGGACAACGGAUUCCAAAGCUUGACAAGCAGCAGCGCACUGUGCUACAAGAGCUAGGCGCUGGAGAGCUGUUGGCUUUGGUUCUGGAGCCAUUGAGGGCCAAAGUGGCGCAGAUGGGAUUGGAGGAGAACGCAGCAGAGCUCAUUGAGUUGUUGGAGAUGGAGCGUGCUGGGCAAACCUCCGUGCUCAAGAACAACAAGAAGCAUCCAAAGCUGCAUUGCAUCCGAAAGAUCAUGGGCCGCAUGAGCAUUGCGGGGCUGGUGGGCAUUGCUGGGUACAGCCAAACCGGGAAAGAUUUCCGUGAUCGGUUGACGGGAGCAGUCGAGAAGAUGCGUGAUCAGCUCCAGUGA
This is a messenger RNA of Cladocopium goreaui, 723 nucleotides long. Lineage: Eukaryota; Dinophyceae; Suessiales; Symbiodiniaceae. The record is from the annotation of a GenBank genome assembly.